AUGCCUAGCAGGUUUGGUUCGUUCGCGAACCUAGCUCAUCUUGGUAAAGAGAGGCACGGCCAUGAUGAUCAUCACGCUGGAAAGCUAUCUGGAACUCCGUCUCCAACUGCUGCUGUCAAUAUGGGCCAUUCCAGUUCCAAAAGGUCGUUACUUGGAAUCAACCUAGGCAAAACGCAUUCGAAUGACUCCAAUUCUUCAGCCACUUCAACGGAGGCUGAUGGCCAUCAUGCUCACCACCACCCAGAUAUACACUCUGACGAUAACAGAAGCAAACCCAGAUCUGCCAGUUCCAUGGUGGAACUCAAGAGGUUUUUCAGAAACACCAAGAAGCCAGCCCCUUCCGGAAAUCAUGGUUUGCACAACCCGUUGCAGUCUUUAACUUCAAGAACGGUGAGUCGUACCGCGAGUGCCGAGAUCGCAUCUCCUACGUUCACGCAUGAUGCCAACAACAAUAUGAUUUUGCAUGCCAGCCAGAAGUUUUGGGAUGAUGUGGAGGGUUCCCUGAGUAAGAAGUACGGCAAAAUGGGCAAGACUCUAGGUUCUGGAGCUGGUGGCUCAGUCAGACUCUUGGUGCGUGAAAGUGAUGGAGUUACAUUCGCAGUCAAAGAAUUCAGACCAAGACGGUCAAACGAAUCCAUCAAAGAAUAUGCGAAGAAGUGCACUGCUGAGUUUUGCAUUGGAAGUACAUUACACCACGCUAACAUCAUCAAAACCUUGGACAUAAUCUCUGAGCACAAUCAGUAUUUCGAAAUCAUGGAGUAUGCUCCCAUCGACUUCUUUGCGGUGGUGAUGUCUGGUAAGAUGACCAGGUCUGAAAUCAACUGUUGUUUGAAGCAAAUUACUUCAGGUGUGCAAUAUUUGCACUCUGUUGGGUUGGCCCACAGAGAUCUGAAGCUGGAUAACUGCGUCGUCACGAAAGAGGGUAUCGUGAAACUUAUAGAUUUUGGCAGUGCCGUGGUGUUCAAAUAUCCUUUUGAAGAUGGAAUCGUUCCAGCUCACGGUAUUGUUGGUUCGGACCCAUAUCUUGCGCCGGAGGUGCUGACCAGCACAGAGUCGUAUGACCCGCAGUUUGUGGAUAUCUGGUCCAUUGCCAUCAUAUACUGUUGUAUGACGUUACGCAGGUUUCCAUGGAAAGCACCCAAGCAGUCUGAUCCUAGCUUUAAGCUAUUCUCCAUGGAAGAUGACGCUCCUCAUGAUUACCUCGCCAGUGCCUCCAAUCAUAAAGCUUUAUUAGCCAAACGUCGACAGAAACUAGUCGAGCAGCGACUGAGGAGUGGUUCAGAGACUCCAGCGAAAUCUACGCCUGAUGGCGAGCCUCUGAAGGACUCUGAGAGAGAUUAUCAUGAUGGAGCGUCACACGUUGACGAGCUCACCCACAGACUGGAGCAGGUAUCUUUACAGCAGCAACAAGAGCUGAAAGAUGAAGUUGAACAGAAGCAAGAAGCGGCGAAUGCAACCACAGAACUACAAAGAGUUGAACCUUCUGUGGCUCCUCCAAGGGAUGAACUACCUGCAACUGAUGUGCAGGCUGCUCUAGUGAAAGAUAAUGCAAUAAAGCCAUGCAUUCCGGAGGUGGAUACUCCUGAGAAAGAAAAGGAGCUGGUGGCCGUGGCUCACAGUGCUUCGGCACCAGCCUCCAAUGCUGCUGAUCAUAAUGCUCCAGCCAAUGAUGUUCAGGUAGCUCUUUCUCAGGUCGAUCAGAUCAAGCAAGAGCAGAUUAAGGAUCCUAAGAGUGGUACCGGGGAACACACUCCAGAUGAUGUCAAGCCCGAGCGUCGUCAAGCUCCUUCAAAGUCAAGUCACAGACAGAUACAUGGUCCAUAUAGAUUGAUGAGACUACUGCCGCAUGCUUCCCGGCCUCUGAUCUCCAAAAUGCUUGCUCUUGAGCCUGGAUCUCGGGCUACGAUGACAGAUAUCUUUGCCGAUGAGUGGUUCAACGAGAUAAAAUACUGUACUAUGGAUGACCAAGAUCAUGUGCUCAAUGAUCCUGGGCAUAAACACAUACUCGAUGUUUGA
Molecule: messenger RNA, 2016 nt
Organism: Kuraishia capsulata CBS 1993
Lineage: Eukaryota; Fungi; Ascomycota; Pichiomycetes; Pichiales; Pichiaceae
Exons: 1
Coding region: 1-2016 (671 amino acids)
Biological process (GO): protein phosphorylation; intracellular signal transduction
Molecular function (GO): protein serine/threonine kinase activity; ATP binding
Source: RefSeq, a predicted model, not a curated record